UUAGCACGAAUAUUAAGUUAUUAGCAAUAAUAUGUAUUAAUAAUGCAUCUCACCCACCUAAUCCACCACAACAAACACAUAUUCAUUAAUGUGUGAAGAAGCACCAUUUGAACAGGCAUCCUCCUGCGCUGUCGGAGUUUUAAACCAGUCGUUGGUUUCGACUAUAGGGGCGCAAUUGAGUUUCUGCCAAGUCAGUCGGGUCUCGAGUCGACAUUGUAGCAAACUUUCUCGGUCCGUCAGAAGACAUGUCGAAUAACAGCGCAAGCGGUUUGGUGAGCCUGCAGAAAAGCGUUAAGCAGCUGCGAAAUGAAGCAGGAAUCCGCAGAAUUAAGGUUUCUCAAGCUGCGGCAGAUCUGAAGACAUUCUGCUUGCAAAAUGCCCAUAAGGACCCUCUCCUCAUGGGGGUGCCAUCAAGCGACAACCCUUUUCGACCACCCAAAUCAUGUGCGCUCUUCUGAGGAGUCAUGAAGAAUUUGGAGAAACUUCUGAACAUUCCUCAUUUCACUACACAACCCUCAGAUCCCCUUUACAUUACAGCAGAGCUGGAUCAUCACUACUAUUACACUAAAUUGUUUAAUUUGUAAGCUGCAUUGUGACUUGAAGUCUUUCACGUUCAGUGAUGUGAGUUAUGAAGAAAACCUCUGAAAAGUGAUUUAAGUGUUUAAUUUGUAUACUGUUAAAUAAGGACACGGUAGUGCAAAAAUGUUACACUAGUAGGAGGAAAUUAAAGUGUUCAGUUGCUCAAACAGUCCACUGGAAAAGUGAUGGCAAAUAUGCAAAAAAUAUAUAUAAUUUGUACUGUGUAGCUAAGUAUGAAUACCAGCCUACACAGAAAGAUUGCAAAAUGCUUUUUUGUUGUAAUGUUUUCAGUUUAGGAUGAAACACUGAAUUUCUUUGUUUAUUAAUAUAGUUAGGCUUAUAUACAUGGACUGUUGUUGCCAUGAAACUCAUGUAUUUAAGGUAUUUAAUUGUAUUAACCACAUAGCUCUAUUGAAGGAGAGAGAUGUCUUGAAUCUCAGUUUCUUU
This is a messenger RNA of Sinocyclocheilus anshuiensis, 1026 nucleotides long. RefSeq names its product guanine nucleotide-binding protein G(I)/G(S)/G(O) subunit gamma-5-like. The record is from RefSeq and is a predicted model, not a curated record. Gene Ontology annotation, biological process: G protein-coupled receptor signaling pathway. Gene Ontology annotation, molecular function: G-protein beta-subunit binding. The coding region runs from base 246 to 458 and encodes 70 amino acids. The transcript is spliced from 4 exons. NCBI's taxonomy places the organism in Eukaryota, Metazoa, Chordata, Actinopteri, Cypriniformes, Cyprinidae. Gene Ontology annotation, cellular component: heterotrimeric G-protein complex.